AUGGCAUCGGCAACAAGGACGACGGCGUUGAGCUUGGAUGAGAAUCACCACGAUGAUGUUAUAUGUCUAGGCUCGAGGCCCAGUGUGGAGCACAUCACCAUCUACCACAAACGCAUUACCAAAAGCCGCGGCAUCCGCAACGACGAGGACACUACCACUGGGCCACGACUCCGGCAACGACGUGAUCUUCCUAUAUACAAGACCAGAAAGCAGCAGCUCGGCCCGAACUGCACCAACGUCCCCGACUACAGCCGAACGACAAAAAGCGAUCCUCACGACAACCGCACAAAAAGCACAAAGCGAGACGAAAUCCAUCCCAAAGAGUACCGACUGGAAGGCCUACGCAUCUACGGUACGCAGAAGUCGGCUGGCUAG
Messenger RNA from Colletotrichum tamarilloi, 375 nucleotides. RefSeq lists its product as uncharacterized. The record is from RefSeq and is a predicted model, not a curated record. The transcript is spliced from 2 exons. NCBI's taxonomy places the organism in Eukaryota, Fungi, Ascomycota, Sordariomycetes, Glomerellales, Glomerellaceae. The coding region runs from base 1 to 375 and encodes 124 amino acids.